Rotaria socialis is the source of this 408-nucleotide messenger RNA. The record is from the annotation of a GenBank genome assembly. NCBI's taxonomy places the organism in Eukaryota, Metazoa, Rotifera, Eurotatoria, Philodinida, Philodinidae.
AUGUCGAGUUUUUUAGAAAUACCAACUGAUCAAGCUGUUCGUGACUAUAUAUGCUAUUUUGCUGAUAAAAUUAAACAACAAACAACAGGCCAUAUAUACACCGGAAACUUAACGAAUGAUGCUAAACGUUUAGGAAUUGGUGUUGAAAAAUUGAUUGAAGUGUUGAAAUUAAAAGAUGGAAUUUCAAGUAUUGCUCGACAACUCUUCAAACGAAUUAUACCCGAAAGUCAAAGAUCAGUAGAUCAUUGGAACCAACUAUCUGCAGGAGUUAUUCUAAAAGAGAAAAUUUUGAUUGGAUUUUUAGGACGAUAUUAUGGUGCUCUGGAAGUGGAUCCGAAAAAAAUACAUAUUAGUCUUGUUGGCUGUCUUCGUAAUGAUCGUGGAAAACAAAAGAAGUUAAAACAAUAA